This is a messenger RNA of Eucalyptus grandis, 705 nucleotides long. RefSeq lists its product as uncharacterized. The transcript has 3 exons. NCBI's taxonomy places the organism in Eukaryota, Viridiplantae, Streptophyta, Magnoliopsida, Myrtales, Myrtaceae. Bases 84 to 545 code for a protein of 153 amino acids. The record is from RefSeq and is a predicted model, not a curated record.
GGAGAGAAAGGAAAGGAAAACAAGAGGCCGAGCCCCUGGUAUUUCAGGGCAGGCGUCAAAGGUUCGACUUCACGCCCACUGAAAUGGCAAGAAGAUCCCAGCAUCGAACCUUCCUCUCUCCCCAAGCCAGGUCAUUCGAUACUUUUCCAAAUGCCCUUUCCCUCUCAAGAGACAACUUAUAUAUAAGCAUUCAAGCCCUCGUUUUAAUCCCACGUACACAGCCUUUUGAAAGUCAAUAUCUUUGGCACGCGUGGAAGAGAGAGCGAGAGGAGAUCACCUUUGCAAUGGCGCGUUGGGUGAAGCCGGAGGUGUACCCGUUGAUGGCGGCGAUGACCUUUGUGACCGGUAUGUGCGUAUUUCAACUCACGAGGAACGUCGCUCUAAAUCCCGAUGUUAGGAUCAACAAGCUUAAUCGGAGGACGGGGGUGCUGGACAACGGCGAAGAAGGAGAGAAAUACUCUCAGCAUGGCCUCCGCAAGUUCCUCCGCACCCGCCCGCCGGAGAUCAUGCCCGCCAUCAACCACUUCUUCUCCGAAGACAAAUGAAGAAUGGAAGGCAGAAAAUUGAGAAAGUUCUGUCAUGAUCAAGCAUGUAUUUUAUUUUCUUCUUUUGUGGUUCUCUUUUCUUUUCCCCUUUUUUAUUACACCGAGACUGUUGAAUUCUGGAAUAUUUUUUACGUAAUCAACUGCAUCUUUUUCUUGCUUA